Molecule: messenger RNA, 1224 nt
Organism: Naegleria gruberi
Lineage: Eukaryota; Heterolobosea; Eutetramitea; Acrasida; Naegleriidae
Exons: 1
Coding region: 1-1224 (407 amino acids)
Source: RefSeq, a predicted model, not a curated record
AUGAAACGAAAGCACGAAGAAUCUCCUUCACAAUCCAACAAGCAAACAAAAAGAAAGAACGGAAAGGAAGAGGAUGCUGAACGAAAGACCUGGAGUUACACUCCAUUUGUUCCCUACUCGAGCAACAAUUUGACCGUGUGUGAGAAAGGCGUUCUAGAUGCUAAAAAGCACAUUUAUGUAGAGCAAACGAAUUUUAUUUCAGACCACUUUGUUAAGGCAUUGCAGAAGAAAUCCUUCUUCUCCUUCCAGGGUUCUCCAAAUAGUGGGAAGAGUUCAAUGAUAUUGAACAGCAUUAUUCCAAUGAUUAGAGAUAAUAAGGAAAAUAAUAAUUAUUUGCUUCUCUAUGUUGAUUUGGCUGUGGUCAUGAAGGAUUGGGUUAUUAAAAAGACUGGUGGCAGUGUGAGUUUCCAACACUGCUUUAUGGAUUAUGUGUUGAAGAAGUUGAGAUCACAAGCAAGUGUUCCUCAAUCCAUUUUAACUCUCUUCUCCCUCAAUUCUCCUUAUUGUCAAGAAUUGCGUAAGAGUAUUAUUCUUUUCAUGGAUCACGCGGAUGAUAUUCAUAAACUUCCCUAUGAAGAGAGAAGAACCUUUGUUGAAAGUUGGUUAAGAAUAUCAGAAACUAGAGUUCAGUUCAGCUUGUUUAGCAUUGUUGUUAUUGGAAACUCUGUCAUUCGUCCAUUUUCCAUAAGAGAUGAAGAAAAGAACAUUAUGGUUUCUCCAUUCUGCAAGCAUGCCUUUGUUCCAUACUUUUCCAGAGAUGAGCUCGUGCAUUUCACAAAGCAAUUUCUAAACAUUCCAAUAACAAUGGAAAUUAUUGACAGAAUCUAUGAAAGAUACACCUAUGGACACAUUGGACAAUCUAUCAUUAUGCUCAAAUACUAUACCUAUCUUUGGGAAGGUUGCAAUCCACCAUCUAACGUAGAAGAAUGGGAAUAUGACAUUCUUUCAGAUAAUUUUUGGGAAUUCUUGAAAAAUGAUUCAUUCCAUGCCAAGAUUUUCGAAUCAUUAUCAAAUGAUAAAUUGAUGGAACCUUUAAUUCGUUGGUUAAAAGACGAAAGAGAAGGAAGAGGUUUGAAUCUUGACUUGUCAAUUGAAGAUCAACUGGCACGAAUUGGAGUAAUUCAAUUGAGUCAAAAAAGAUUUCAUUUGACUUCUCAUUUGAUGAGAGAUUUGGUGGAAACUGCUUAUACAGAACCUCCACAAUUAUCUACUAAUGUGAUUUAA